Molecule: messenger RNA, 1752 nt
Organism: Arachis duranensis
Lineage: Eukaryota; Viridiplantae; Streptophyta; Magnoliopsida; Fabales; Fabaceae
Product: putative clathrin assembly protein At1g03050
Exons: 3
Coding region: 1-1752 (583 amino acids)
Biological process (GO): vesicle budding from membrane; clathrin-dependent endocytosis; clathrin coat assembly
Cellular component (GO): clathrin-coated pit; clathrin-coated vesicle
Molecular function (GO): 1-phosphatidylinositol binding; SNARE binding; clathrin heavy chain binding
Source: RefSeq, a predicted model, not a curated record
AUGGGUCCAAGCAAAUUGAGAAGAGCCAUUGGAGCAGUUAAGGAUAAGACAAGCAUAGGGCUAGCCAAGGUGGGAAGCAGCAGCUCAUUGGGGGAUCUUGAAGUGGCAAUUGUGAAGGCAACAAGGCAUGAUGAGUACCCUGCUGAAGAGAAGCAUGUUAGGGAGAUCCUGAGCUUAACAUGUUACUCGAGGGCCUACGUUAGUGCCUGCGUUAGCACCAUCUCCAAGCGUCUAAGCAAGACAAAAAGUUGGACGGUUGCUUUGAAAUCCCUCAUUCUCAUUCAAAGGCUACUAUCAGAUGGAGAUCCUGCUUAUGAGCAAGAAAUAUUCUUCUCAACUAGGCGCGGCACUCGCCUUCUCAACAUGUCUGAUUUCAGGGACAGGUCCUAUUCUAGUUCUUGGGAUUUCUCUGCAUUUGUGCGCACCUACGCCUUGUAUCUUGAUGAAAGGCUUGAGUACAAGAUGCAGAACAGGCGCGGAAGGCGCAGCAGGUUUGGUUUUGAUGAAGAUGAUGAGCAAAGUAUCGAAGUCAGUACAAAAGCCACACCUUUGAAUGAUUUUAGGACCGAGCUACUAUUUUCCAAGAUGCAGCAUUUGCAGUUGCUUCUUGAACGCUUUAUAGCUUGUCGUCCCACAGGAGUGGCAAAGACCCAUCGUAUUGUCAUAGUGGCUCUGUAUCCUAUUGUGAAGGAGAGCUUUCAAAUAUAUCAUGAUAUGACAGAGAUCAUGAGCAUCUUAAUCGAUCGUUUCGCCGAAGAGAUGGAGGUACAAGAAUGCAGCAAAGUGUAUGAUGUUUUCUGCCGCGUUGGAAAGCAGUACGACGAGCUAGACAUGUUCUAUACCUGGUCCAAGUCCAUAGGCAUUGGGCGCGCAUUCGAGUAUCCGGAUUUAGAGAAGGUAACAGCCAAGAAGCUGGAGCUCAUGGAUAACUACAUCAGAGAGAAGUCCAGAAUAGCCAAAUGUAGAAAACUAGAACAACAAGAACAUCAAAGUGAAGAUGAAAAAGCAGAGGAACCUGAACCACAAGAGGAUAUGAAUGCAAUUAAGGCGCUGCCGCCGCCAGAAGAAGUAAAGGAGGAGCCAGUAGAAGAAACAAAGGAAGCAGAGCCCAAGAAUGAAGAGCCAGAGCAAACAGAGGGGGAUCUAUUGAAUCUAGGAGAUGACACAGUGACAACUCAUGAAUAUGGGGACAAACUAGCCUUGGCAUUGUUUGAUGGGGCUGCACCAGCAACAAAUAGUGACACCAAAGCUCUUCCAUGGCACGCUUUUGAUGAUUCAGCAGAUUGGGAAACAGCAUUGGUUCAAUCAGCAAGCAACUUGUCCAACCAGAAGCCAUCACUUGGGGGAGGCUUUGACACCUUGUUGUUGGAUGGUAUGUACCAACAUGGAGCUGCAUAUUCAGCCAUGCAAGGACCAGGUUAUGGGGUAAGUGGCAGCAAUAGUAGCGUCGCACUAGGCUCGGCUGGAAGACCUGCCAUGCUAGCAUUGCCGGCACCACCAUCUCCGGCAGGUGGUUUGACUUCGUUUGGUGCAGACCCUUUUGCAGCUUCAUUGGCUGUGGCACCUCCACACUACGUUCAAAUGUCAGAGAUCGAAAAGAAACAGAGGUUGUUGAUGGAGGAGCAACUAAUGUGGCAGCAAUAUGCAAACCGUGGGAUGCAGAUGCAGGGACAAGUUGCAUACCCAAAUGUACAAGCUAACAAUACGUACAUGGGAGGGUAUCAACAAAACUAUUGGGGCUAUUCUCAUUAA